AUGGAGACAGAAACAGCUAGAAAGGUGCGCAGCGGCGGCAGCGAGGGAAGCUGCGGGGGCAGUGAGGGCAGCGGCGGCAGCGAGGGAAGCUGCGGGGGCAGUGAGGGCAGCGGCAGCAGCGAGGGAAGCUGCGGGGCCGAUGAGGGCAGUGGCGGCAGCGAGGGAAGCUGCGGGGGCAGUGAGGGCAGCGGCGGCAGCGAGGGAAGCUGCGGGGGCAGUGAGGGAAGCUGCGGGGGCAGUGAGGGCAGCGGCGGCAGCGAGGGAAGCUGCGGGGCCGAUGAAGGCAGCGGCGGCAGCGAGGGAAGCUGCGGGGCCGAUGAAGGCAGCGGCGGCAGCGAGGGAAGCUGCGGGGCCGAUGAAGGCAGCGGCAGCAGCGAGGGAAGCUGCGGGGGCAGUGAGGGUAGCGGCGGCAGCGAGGGAAGCUGCGGGGCCGAUGAAGGCAGCGGCAGCAGCGAGGGAAGCUGCGGGGGCAGUGAGGGCAGCGGCGGCAGCGAGGGAAGCUGCGGGGCCGAUGAGGGCAGCGGCGGCAGCGAGGGAAGCUGCGGGGGCAGUGAGGGCAGCGGCGGCAGCGAGGGAAGCUGCGGGGCCGAUGAAGGCAGCGGCAGCAGCGAGGGAAGCUGCGGGGGCAGUGAGGGCAGCGGCCGCCGCCGCGCGCCGAGCACGGGGCACCGCGAGCCCCGCCGGGCGGGGGCGGGGCCGGAGGUGGGGCCGCUGGGCGCUGUCCGCGCGGCGGGUGCUGAAGGGGCGGCGCCGCACCGGCACCUGCCGCCCGGCGCGAGCCGCUGGCGCGGAGCUGCAGCCGCCCGCGGCCGGCCAUGGCCGCGCGCCUCUGCCUCGGUAAGUGCGGCGGGAGGCGCGGGCGGGGCAGCCCCCGGCCGCGCCCGGGCUCUCGCUUCUCCCCGCGGUGUCCCCUUGCAGCUCCCCCCUCUCGCGGCUUCUCCGGGCAGCCUCGCGGCGGCGGCGACCCGGUGCCCGGUGGGGGCUCGCACCGGUGUGACAGGUCCAGGCCCCGCGGGUUGGCGCACUUAUUCACCUGGGCUCCGGGCGCGGUGUCUAAGCGGGAGGCGAGGCGGGGUAGCAGAGCCGGCAGCGGGUAUUGGGUGCAUCCUCAGUAAAUUUGCAGAUGGCAUCAAGCUGGGCAGAUGUGUAGACCUGCUUGAGGGCAAGAAGGCUCUUCAGAGGGAUCUGAACAGGCUGGAGUCAUGGGCCGAGGCCAACUUGUUGUUCCUGUUCUUCACAAGUAUAUCUACUGCCCAGACUCCUGAUUGUCUGCACUUGAGAGAGCAAUGUAUAGAGGCUGCAAACGGCUGUGAGAGCAUCUGGAAUGUUGUUGAAGAUGUCUGCAAUAUUUCAGUUCCAGGUAAUAUAUGCAAGGCAGAAGACACUAGUGGAUGUAAUAGAAUCAUCCAGGUCCUGGCUGAUGAAUAUCCAGAAUUUAAAAAUUGUCUCUGCACUACCGAUGGCUUCUGUAGCAUCACGACUUUGCUUGGGAAACAGUGCAACGUUAAUAAAGAAUAUUUGGAAACUUCCUCCAGAUCAGAUACUGAGCUGAGUUUUAGGCAACACAGAAACCCCAAAGGCCAAAGACAUCCAGAAGUACUAGAGAAGGACUGCAGUAUUGCAAAACAACGCUGCCAAGAGGACCCUUACUGCUUUUUAGUGCAGAAGAGCUUCCAGCAAGCGUGCCAGGUAGAUGGAGAAAAAUGUAGGCUCCCAAUGGUCUACCAAGAGUGUUUGUCAGCAUGGAAAGAACUGAAGAAAACAGUGCUGGGAGAGUGCAAGUGCUCAGAACCACUUGAGAUGGGAUGCGUUAAAAUAUGGAAGGGAAUAUUUAACAACCCUUGUUUACAAUACUCUCAAGAGAGCCCAGAUUCGGCAGCUAGUGAAAAUGAUGAUGAUGAUGAUGACAAUGAUGAUGUUGAUGAUGAGAAAAAACAAGACACUGACACAGGCAAUAUUAGUAUGGAAACAAAAUUACAAUGGAGCUUAUCUGCUCUCUCCAAACAAGCAUACACAGCAAACAGAACCUGUUUGGAUGUGAACAAGGAGUGUGUUGAAGAUGAAGUAUGUAACAAACAGUUGUCCCUGUACCUUAAAGUUUGCUCAGUAAAUAAAAUUUGCAACAUGGAAGAAUGUCAAGAGGCCACAAGGUUCUUCUAUCAAAAUAUGCCUUUUGAAGUUGCUCAAAUGAUGAUAUUUUGUGAUUGUAUCCAGCCUGAUGAAUCCUGCCAGAGAGCAGAAGAACUUCUCCAUGGCAAACCCUGUGCAUUUACUGCAGUUCCGCCCCCAUCAUGUCUGAAUGUAAUCCAGAUUUGUGAAGAGAAUGAAUUGUGCAGGAAAAGAUACACAAGAUUUUGGUCAAAGUGUUGGAGACAUGUAACAAAAAAAUGCUACAAUGACAAAGCUUGUCUUGAAACUUUAAUCAAGGGUGACAUGCUCUGUUCUGCAAACGCUGAUUGCAAAGCAGCCUACAUUGGCACCUGGGGCACAAUGCUACGUGUAGAGUGCACCUGCCAGAAUUUACCUCCCACAGAGCAGUCUUUGUGCAAGCUUUUCCAUCACAUGCUUCACAGCAAAUCGUGCUUCAGUGAGUUACGUCAAAUUCCCAUUAAGAAGAAAGAAUUUAAUUGGGUAAAUAUAGAAGUACCGGGAGAAAAGCUUUCCAGAGCACAGCUCCAUUCUUCCUCAAUUAAUGGUGAAACAGUCUACAUUAUUGCCUAUUCCUUCUGCAUAGUUCUCAUCUUAGGAAUAGUGCUGUUGACUCUCCUAAAGAUCAGGGCCUGCAGACCAAAACAUGAGUCAAGGAGUCCCUCGCCAGACCAUUCUUCUGAAACAUUUAUGGUCCAUUAUAAAAGUCACAGAUGA
Colius striatus (speckled mousebird) is the source of this 2865-nucleotide messenger RNA. RefSeq names its product GDNF family receptor alpha like (gene GFRAL). Gene Ontology annotation, cellular component: external side of plasma membrane; signaling receptor complex. Gene Ontology annotation, molecular function: signaling receptor activity. Gene Ontology annotation, biological process: nervous system development. The transcript is spliced from 12 exons. NCBI's taxonomy places the organism in Eukaryota, Metazoa, Chordata, Aves, Coliiformes, Coliidae. The record is from RefSeq and is a predicted model, not a curated record. The coding region runs from base 1 to 2865 and encodes 954 amino acids.